AUGUCGUUCCCGUGGAUAGAAGGCAGUUGGUUGCAUGUGCUGGACUCGGUGAAUCCGGUCAGAAGUUUGUUUGUAUGUGUGGAUACAACAACAGGCAACAGGACAGUUAUUGCCUCUACAAAUAUGGCAAUUAUUGGCGUAGUCCCACUUUAUCCCGCCCCAUUAGCAACGUUGGGACCACCAAUGCUACCGCUACCAUACGCAUUCCACGACCCCUGCCUGCCGCCUCCACCCAUGCCCGAAGUUUCAGAUGUGCAGGGCGCCCCAUUAGCAACGUUGUCAAGACCACAAGUGCCACCGCCACCAUACUCGCUCCACGACCCCUGCCUGCCGCCUCCACCCAUGCCCGAAGUUUCAGAUGUGCAGGGCGCCCCAUUAGCAACGUUGUCAAGACCACAAGUGCCACCGCCACCAUACUCGCUCCACGACCCCUGCCUGACGCCUCCACCCAUGCCCGAAGUUUCAGAUGUGCAGGGCGCCCCAUUAGCAACGUUGUCGAGACUACGAGUGCCGCCGCCACCAUAUUCGCUCCAAGAGCCCUGGUCGCCUCUGUAUCUGCCGCCUCCACCCAUGCCCGAAGUUUCAGAUGUGCAGCGCGCCCCAUUAGCAACGUUGUUGAGACCACAAGUGCCGCCGCCACCAUACGCAUCCCACGACCCCUGCCUGCCGCCUCCACCCAUGCCCGAAAUUGCAGAUAUGCAGGCUGAAUCAGAAACGUUGUCGAGACCACAAGUGCCACCGCCACCAUAUUCGCUCUACGAGUCCUGGUAG
Molecule: messenger RNA, 771 nt
Organism: Cydia strobilella
Lineage: Eukaryota; Metazoa; Arthropoda; Insecta; Lepidoptera; Tortricidae
Exons: 1
Coding region: 1-771 (256 amino acids)
Source: RefSeq, a predicted model, not a curated record